Fragaria vesca subsp. vesca is the source of this 1447-nucleotide messenger RNA. RefSeq names its product dehydration-responsive protein RD22-like. The transcript has 3 exons. Lineage: Eukaryota; Viridiplantae; Streptophyta; Magnoliopsida; Rosales; Rosaceae. The record is from RefSeq and is a predicted model, not a curated record. The coding region runs from base 66 to 1289 and encodes 407 amino acids.
ACUCUUACCUUAUCUCUGCGUUUGCAUUUUCCAAUAGCUUUGAGUUGGAUUAACCAAGUCCACCGAUGGGGUUUCAUCUCCCACACAUCUUUGGUUUUUUCACUUUCACACUGGUUGUAAGCCAUGCUGCUCUUUCGCCUCAACUUUAUUGGAAUUCUGUCUUGCCAAACACACCGAUGCCCAAAACUCUGAGUGAACUUCUGCAAUCUGACUUCAGCGAAGAAAAAAGCACCUCAGUUCUGGUAGGGAAGGGUGGUGUCAACGUUAAUGCAGGUAAAGGAAAGCCUGGAGGAACCAAUGUGAAUGUUGGGAAGGGUGGUGUGAAUGUGCACGCUCCAAACAAAAAGCCAGGUGGUGGUACUAAUGUCAACGUUGGGAAGGGAGGCGUAAAUGUGCAAACUGGGAAGGGAAAGCCAGGGAGCGGUACCAAUGUCAACGUAGGGGGAAAAGGUGGUGUUGGAGUGCACACCGGAAAGCCCGGAAAGAGAACCAACGUUGGUGUUGGCAAAGGAGGAGUGCAUGUAAGCACACACCACAAGGGAAAACCUGUAUAUGUUGGAGUAACACCAAGCAAAAACCCAUUCCUGUACCAGUAUGCUGCUACUGAGACUCAGCUUCAUGAAGAUCCACAGGUCGCUCUUUUCUUCUUGGAGAAGGACAUGCAUCCAGGCACAAAGAUGAACUUGCACUUCACUACAAGUUCAGACACAGCAACUUUCCUCCCACGCAAAACUGCAGAAUCGAUCCCUUUCUCAUCAUCUAAACUGCCAGAAAUUUUGGACCAGUUUUCAGUGAAACCAGAAUCGGCGGAAGCAGACACACUUAAGCAAACCAUUGAAGAGUGUGAGAAACCAGGUAUUACAGGAGAGGAAAAAUAUUGUGCAACCUCUUUGGAGUCGAUGGUUGACUUCAGCACUUCCAAGCUUGGAAGGAACAUUCAGGCACUCUCAACAGAGGUUGCAAAGGGAACCACCAUGCAGAAGUACACAAUAUUGCCAGGAGUGAAGAAGCUGGCAGGUGAAAAUUCCAUUGUGUGUCAUAAGCAGAACUAUGCAUACGCUGUCUUCUACUGCCAUGCAACAACAACCACAAGAGCUUAUGUAGUGCCACUGGAAGGUGCUGAUGGAGUGAACGCUAAAGCAGUAGCAGUCUGCCACACAGACACCACAGAAUGGAACCCAAAGCAUUUGGCCUUCCAAGUCCUUAAAGUUAAACCAGGAACCAUUCCCAUCUGCCAUUUUCUUCCUAGUGAUCAUAUUGUCUGGGUACCCAACCAGAAAUCCACAUAAGCUGAAUCCAUUAGUUGUUAUACCUGGGCGUUUAGCAUAGUCGUUUGAAAACCGACUCCUUGUCACUAUGUACUUCAACUUAUACUCAAAAAGCAUGCCAUAGUGGACAUGUUAUAUAUAUUCAGUAAUACAUAAUAAGCUUUGGCUUUCUGCUGCUA